Messenger RNA from Cyanistes caeruleus (blue tit), 4670 nucleotides. The record is from RefSeq and is a predicted model, not a curated record. Lineage: Eukaryota; Metazoa; Chordata; Aves; Passeriformes; Paridae.
UUCGGCUGCUCGUGGGCCGCACCGGCCCCCGGCUGCCGGCUGGUCGGGGCACGAGAGAACUCCUAGGAAAAGAUCGAGCCUUCGCUGAUCAUUCCAGUUAUCUGGUUUACCUCACCCUUCUCCGAACACUUGUAUGGGCAAAAGGGGAAGAGCAGGCAGUGGUAAAGCAGCGGGAGCUCGCAGUGUUUGCUGUGCUGAAGGCAGAGGCACUUGCUGCAUGAGCAAGCUGCGGCCUCGGUCAAACCCUGUUGCGUAUGUCGCUGUAACAAAGUUUGCUUCUCCAGCAGAGAAUCUAAUCUGAAUGUAUGAUGAGAGCCAAUUAGGGUGAGCAGGGUAUACAGAAUGGCCCAAACCGAGAAGAAAGGUGGGCUGCUCCGGAAAUCUUCGGCCUCCAAGAAGCCACUGAAAGAGAAAGUGGUGUUGAUGUAUGAUGAAAUUUUCACGACAGAGGACCCCAGUAAAUGCAACCCUAGGUUUUGGGAGGAGCUAUUUCUCAUGAAGGUCAACCUGGAGUAUCUAGAAGGCAAGCUGGAGGCUCUGGAUGGGGAAGAAUUAAUGAAGAUAAAAGAUAACAUCAACUGCUUGUUUCAGCACUGCAUCCAGGCCCUGGGUGAGGAGCACCCAAUCAGAGUGGUGAAUGCAUUACAGACUUUGUGUGCAUUAAUUCGGGGUGUCCAUCAGAAGAACAAAUCCACUUCUGGGUUUGACAUCAUCAACAUGCUUGUGGGUUUUGACAAGGCAGAGCUAUGUAUGAAGAAUCUGAUGGAGAGCUUGGACUCCCUUCUCUGUGCAGAAGGUUCUGAAAGCCUCAAGAGCUUGUGUCUGAAGCUACUUCUCUGCUUGGUGACAGUGACAGAUAACAUUAGCCAGAACACUAUCCUGGAGUAUGUGAUGAUUAACAGCAUAUUUGAAGCUAUUUUGCAGAUCCUGUCCAGCCCUCUUAGUCGCAGGGAACAUGGAUAUGAUGCUGUGGUCCUUCUGGCCUUGCUGGUCAACUACAGAAAGUAUGAGUCAGUGAAUCCCUACAUUGUGAAACUCUCCAUUGUGGAUGAUGAGGCCACGCUCAAUGGAAUGGGACUUGUAAUUGCCCAGGCUUUAUCGGAAUAUAACAGGCAAUACAAAGAUAAAGAAGAGGAACAUCAGACUGGUUUCUUCUCAGCCCUGACUAACAUGGUGGGCAGCAUGUUCAUAGCAGAUGCUGAUGAGAAGAUCUCUGUCCAAACAAAUGAAGCAAUCCUUCUUGCCCUCUAUGAAGCUGUUCACUUAAACAGGAAUUUCAUCACAGUUCUGGCACAAAGCCAUCCUGAAAUGGGCCUGAUGACAACACCAACGAGCCCAGUUCCAAUGACACCUGUCACUCCACUUGGAACCACCCCGCCUUCUUCAGAUGUUAUAAGCUCUGCAGAGCUGCCUUUGGAUGCUGAUGUGCAAACUAGCAACCUGUUGAUAACCUUCUUGAAGUACAGCUCAAUUGUGAUGCAGGACACAAAAGAUGAGCACCGGCUGCACAGUGGCAAGCUGUGCCUCAUUAUCCUGACAUGCAUAGCAGAGGAUCAAUAUGCUAAUGCUUUUCUUCAUGAUGACAACAUGAAUUUUCGUGUAAACCUACACAGAAUGAACAAAGAGCUCCUUGCCCUGUCAGUGAAUUCAGAGGCCUGUGUAGCUGAUUUGAUGGUGGAAUUCAUUGUAACACACAUGAUGAAAGAAUUUCCUAUGGAUCUCUAUGUACGGUGCAUUCAGAUUGUGCACAAGCUGCUGUGCUACCAGAAGAAAUGCAGAGUGAGGCUUCAUUACACUUGGAGGGAGCUCUGGUCAGCUUUGAUCAACUUGUUGAAGUUCCUCAUGUCUAAUGAGACUGUGUUGCUGGCCAAGCACAACAUCUUCACCCUUGCUCUUAUGGUUGUGAACCUGUUCAACAUGUUCAUCACUUAUGGAGACACAUUUCUGCCCACUCCCAGCAGCUAUGAUGAGCUGUAUUAUGAAAUCAUUCGGAUGCACCAGAAUUUUGACAACCUUUAUUCUAUGGUUUUAAGGCUGUCUACCAAUGCUGGUCAAUGGAAGGAGCCUGCAAGCAAGGUGACCCAUGCAUUAGUCAAUAUUAGAGCCAUCAUCAAUCACUUCAACCCGAAGAUAGAGUCUUAUGCUGCAGUGAAUCACAUAUCACAGCUCUCCGAGGAUCAGGUUUUGGAGGUGGUACGGUCCAACUAUGACACGCUGACCCUGAAGCUGCAGGACGGACUGGACCAGUACGAGCGCUACUCAGAGCAGCAUAAGGAGGCUGCCUUCUUCAAAGAGCUGGUUCGCUCCAUCAGCAUCAAUGUGAGGAAGAACCUUGCUUUCAACACGCUGAGCCAGGAGCUGCUGCUGAAGGAAUUCUCCACCAUCUCUUGAAGGGGGAUCGCUGCCGCUGCGCCGGCUGGGCAGAGACGGGCCCGUGUGGGCAGGGACACUCCAGCUCUGCGGCCGGUCGCCCCUUGCCUCCUGCCUUUGGAAGGGACUGUGUUUCUUUUAGGGGAACGCCUUGCUGCUGUGUGUUUGAUCCCAAAGGAAUGUGUUUAAACUUGGGCUGAGGAGAGGUGAUUGGCGUGUUAAGGAGGAAGCGAUUUUUUAUGGUGCCAUGGGAGUGGGCAGCCAUUCCUGUGACAUAGUAAUGGGAGAGUCCCUCCACAGCCUCAGGGAAAAUGCACUGGAAACCUUUGUAGCAGAGCUGGGGUGAGCUCACAACUGAAGUAAUAAAGCCAGCCCAGUUGUGUGAAACUGUUCUGGGUAGAGAUUGCUCACCUGCUCUAUGGGGAAAGCUGUCUGAUCCCAGGUGAGGGCUGUUCUUUUCUGUCAGCCUGGGUCAACCUGUCCACCUGUAAUGUAUGUCGAUUCCACGUUGGGAAUGACUUUGGAUUAUAAGAGUUUCCCCAAGGAGCAGGCCUUGCUCACUGCUGUCUCCUUAUAUCAGAAGGUGUCACUUCAAGCCAUUGGAUUACUGGAGAAGGGGGAACUUUGCCUCCAAGACUGUUGGCUUACAGGGUCCAGUGUGGUAUACAAGAAUUUGGGUCAUCAAACAAAGCACUUUGUUAUUGGAGACCAGCUCUGCUUAGGGUCACUGUUGCUUCCAGUAGCCUCAGCUCAUCCACCGUUUCUAAGGUAGAUGGACAUUUUUAGAUACUUGGUUUUCACUGGGGCAGAGGACAGGCUGACUCCUUCUCCCCACUCACCUUAUUGCCCAUCAGAGCAAUUUUGCCCAUUGCUUUGCGACAAUCCUCCUCUUCCUCACAGGAACAUCUGCCUUGCACAUGUUUGCAAGUGCCUGGUGACCUUCAUAAAUGAAGAAGUCUCCAGUUUUUCCCUUGUGUGUAGCACACAAUUAAAAUGCAUCUGGAGAAGUAGUGACUUCACUUUCUUGCCCUCCUGUCUUCACCAAGCAACUUACAGCCACUGUCUGCUGAGGGCUUCCUAAGGAAGAGCUCUGGGAUGAUGCUGUGGGGCACAGCCAGACCUUUCUGCUCCCAGAGCUGAUACUUCAGAGGUGCCCAGAUCUGGCAGAGCCUGUUCAGAGUGCUGUGUCAGGCUCCCAGCUCAGGAAUACACAGCAUAAACACCCGUUCCACCCCUGUUCCCUGCUCAUGCAAUUUCAGCUCCCAGCAGUGAUGUUGUGAUAUUAGGAUCUGGCCUGACUUGGUAGACUGAAGUAGAGAAGUUAUUUGCAUCCUAGAUCCACAGAUUUUUUCCCUCCCCCCUAGAAAACAGGUGUUUUUUUAAAAAAAUGCCUAGUCCUGCUCUUAGCCUUGUAGGUUAGUGUGAGUAAUGUGGGUGUCAUGCUCAUUUACUACCAUUUUUAGGCAAGGCUUCUUUCAUGCUAAUGUGUGUUAAUUGUGUUAAUGUUUCAUCUUACCUGCUAUGAGCAUGGGAAACUGAAAGCUGUGUCCUUGGCCACCCACUGGGCACAACACCCGAUGAAGUCCCUAUGUUUUCCUUGGGAGCACUGGCUUCUCUCAGCAGAUGAUACUAUUCCUCAGCAGGGAAUUGUCUGGCUUUUAACAGCUAAGCCAGACAUUUAUUUGCUUUCUGCGAUGCAAAUGUAUGGGAAUGUGUAUGUGUCAGAGGGUCAGUGCUUAGGAGAGCAAGCAGAUAAAAUCACGGCUUGAGAACAGGCUAGGGCACGUAGAACAGGCAGCUUCUCCAAUGGAAAAUGAGGAACAGUUGUUUGCAGUACAUGGUGCUUGUCUGGAGGGGAUAGAAAGGGAUCUCACUCUGAGAGGGGAGUUCCUUCUCAAGGGGACUUGAGGUGCAACCCCAGAACUGUGACUGUUGGAGCAUUGUGAGUCGUCCAGCUGUCCUCAUGCCUGUUCCUCAGCUGUUCUCUGAGCCCAUUUAGGCUGAGCCUAGACACAUACGUGAGGGAGUUUGGGAUGAGUCUGCUUCUGACUCGGCAACCUCUGGAAUUUUCAGCUUCUCACUCUGGGCUCAGCUAUCCUGUCUCCCUGAGGAUGCUCCCUUGCUGGGAUGAUCAUAGAAGCCCAGGUGUGUGUGAGAUCCAUUCCUGAGCCCAGCCCUCAUCCAAGUCUGAGCUGGGGAAGACUGUGAUUCUUGUCCUCUCGUCACACUGUCACUGAACCAAGCACUGUAAGUGGAUGUACAUACAAACCUAGAGCUCAAUAAAUAGCAGAGCCCCGCCU